Molecule: messenger RNA, 351 nt
Organism: Perkinsus marinus ATCC 50983
Lineage: Eukaryota; Perkinsozoa; Perkinsida; Perkinsidae
Product: dimethylaniline monooxygenase, putative
Exons: 3
Coding region: 1-351 (116 amino acids)
Molecular function (GO): NADP binding; flavin adenine dinucleotide binding; N,N-dimethylaniline monooxygenase activity
Source: RefSeq, a predicted model, not a curated record
AUGCCGGCGAAUUCUCGGUCGGUAUGCAUCAUCGGUGCCGGUGCUGGAGGGUUAAUUACGGCUCAAACUAUUCUCAAUGAUGGUUGGGCUGAUCGUAGACUUCCGUCUCUGGCCGAAAUUUCCGAUCCAGAUGCGAUGUAUCACUCUUUGCACACUAAUCUGCCCAAAGAGGUUAUGCAAUUCCGAGACUUCCCGUUCUCUCCGGACCUACCAUCGUUCAUUCCGAGAGCAGCGGUGCAGCGGUAUCUCGAGGAUUUCGUGGACAGCAAUAGGUUGAGAGGAUUUAUCAAGUUCAACGCUGAGGCCGUCAGUGUUGAGAGAUCAGGCGAGUUCCGCUUAAUCAGUUGUUAA